GUUCCAACCAACAUUGCAAACAAACGAGGCGUUCGUUCGUUCGUCAACAUGCACCGAAGCCCCUGCCCCUGAGGGCAGAUGGUGUGUCCGAUCACUGCGUCUGUAAGCCUAAUGUGGCUAGCCCUCAGACGAAAAAUCGGCCAUUGCUCGUCCUCAAAGAGAAAAGCAAGACACCUUUCCAGCCAGCCAGACGGCAGAGCACAGCCAGACAGCAGGAGAGAGAGAGGAGAGGCCAGAAGGGCAACAAAGCAGGCAGGCCAGCCUCAGGCGCAGACAGAACGGGCAGGCAAAUAUUUAAGCAAAUAAAUAAGGCAUGGCAUGCAGGCGAUCUAUAAUGAGGUCAAUAAGACAAAACGGUCCCCUCCGCUUAGAGACUGGUAUCAAACAAACCAAGCAUCACUCACUGCCGUGGUACGGCUACCGCCUACAACACAACACAUUUGGGUGGGUGGAUACACACACACAUACAGCCAUAGGUAUCGACACACUCUCUCUCUCGGUAGGCUCUAUCUACCAAAUACACACACUACAUGCUAUGGACUACAGCACACGGCACUGUGCAUGCCCUAGGCAACGGGGGCAUCGUUGGUUCGGUUGAUGGCGUCGUGGCUCGUAACCACCACAUCGCCGCCCAUGAACUUGGAGAUCCACCGCAGACCGUCCUUGUGACCCUGCCAAGGCACAGGCAUCAACGAAGGCAACAGACACCACAUCAAAAUGCCUGCCUGCAUGGAUUUUCGCGGUGUCUAUCGGUGCGUGUGUGUGUUUUUUUUUAUGUCUACCUGCGCGCCCUCAAUUGAGCUGACCGCAUCUUCGAUCACACGCACGCUGUUGCCGCACACACACACACACACACACACACAUAUACUCAUUUCCCUGUCUGUGCCUGUUCGGCCGGGCCGUGCGUACGUGUAUUGCUGGUAGAAGGCAUCAAGGGCGGUUGCGAAGACGCAGUAGUUGGUGUUGAUGCCCGUCAUGAAGACCUCCUGGAUGCGGUGCUCCUUCAACACAUCAGACAAACGCGAUGGGGAGGUGAAACCUGACACGGAAAAUGGCGCAACACGCAUCGCAUUCCCUCCCUCCCUCUCUGUGAUCGAAUUCAUUGGAUGCCCUGCACACCCCACCCGAGUAGUUCCAUUUGUGCACGAAGACCAUGUUCUUGUCACGGAGCUCAGGGAUCAGUUCCGCGCCCUUGGUGCUCGCCCUACCCUGACGCACACACACACACGCACACUCACACACGGACUGGCCAUCGUAUCGUCUGUUUGUCCAGGGUGCGGUGCAUGGGUGCCCACCACAGUCGGAUAAAGUGUCGGCAGGGAGCUCUUGGAUGGGUCAGUGAUCCACAGCCUGACGUGCACGCGCAACGCAACACACAUGCAGCUCAGCUGGGUGCGGUGCGGUGCGGUGCGGUGCGGUGCGGUGCGGCCGCCCACUCACCUGCUGUCGACACAAAGGUCAAAGGCGUUGCUGUCGAUGAGCCGGCCUAUCGUAUCGAUGACCUGCUGCUUCCGAUACGACAGAUCUCCCACCUACGGGGGCAACAAACACACACACCCGCAUGAACUACCUGUGCGUCUGUGUGUUACCUGUUCCACACUCAUGUCAAUGACCACCAGAGCACUCCUUCGCGCCAUGGAUAAUGAGGGAACCAAGCUGCAGGCAGACACACAGACACACAAUGGGUGGGUGCAGGUGAUACGCUGGUGCCCUUCGCUGCCCGCAUCCCACCUAGCAAUGAUCAGAAGAGCAUAUGCAGCGAUGGACGGACCCUCCAGCAUGUAUAUAGCUAUUUGGAAGGACUGAGAACCUGAGGCACACACACAGCAAAACGGAGAUCAUGAUGAAUCGAAAGCGUCGGCUGUCCUGGCAUUCCCCACCCCUCCCACACACCAGCCGCCCAGCGAGGGGAGUGGAGAGGAGAGUGAUCUGCGACACACGGCUCCUGGCCCAAGGGGCGGAUUCCUUAUUCAGCCGGAGUGCGACAGCACGGCAGCUGGGGGACCCUGGUAGGAAUACCUAUCGCCUCGUAAGUGUUAGGGUGGGCCGAACAAAACAUCCAAGGCGACUGGGGCAUGUGCUUGUCCGUGAGGCUGUGUGUGGUUUUGUCUGGGCGACUUCAGUGAUUUAGGCAGGCAGGCAGUCAGGCACGCUCCUGACGGACGGACUGAUACCAAGGAAACCUCACAUUGAUGAUUAUGAUAUUGAGCAAAGCCGCGAGUGAUUAGACAGAUCAAGAUAAAGCCAUGACGGACGGACGGAUGGAGGGAAGUCGCAGGUAAUGCCUCACUGCACUGCAGGCCAGGCAGGCAUCAGUCAAAUGUGCCCUGACGGCACACACCACCGACGGACGGACGAUGAACACACACACCACUCUUGAUUGCAAUCACACCCAUUGCUCUUGUCUGUCUGCCGCGCUUCACAGUGAUCCAAUUGCUGCGAGUUUCCUCUCGGCCUGCAGCUGACGCAGCCGUUGCUGAUUGAUAGAAGGAAGGAGGAAGGAACACACAGCCACCAGACAGACAGAAUGACAGACGUGUGUGUGCACCGAUUCUCUCUCGUGUCACCGCCCAUCCGGCGCUGCUCACCUGGAGUCCCUGUUUGACCACCUCCAGCCGCAUCACUGGGUUCACCUGCUCCAGCGCCUGCACAACCACAUGCGCACCGUACACACACGCAUAGAUCUAUCUGCUGCGUGAAGCAACCAGAGUCGGUCCGUCCGCCCGUCCUUCCAUACCCAGUAUCGUGUUUGUGUGUCGAAGUGGUAUUCCAUUGCGCAGAAGGACACCCACGAGAGGAUCCUGUCGCCGCUCACGGCUGACUCCAGCUCCAGGAAACUGUCAACCUGAUCAAGACAUCCAUGAUAGAUGCUGGGCAUGCUCACAGGGACCUGGCGAGUGCAGUGCAGUGCAAGGGUGUGGUGUUUGCGUGUGCAUCCCUAUCUACCUUUGCUGUGAGUGGUUGCCGCUUGGCGGCUUUGUCGGCCAGCUCCCAUUUCGACUGCAGCCGCCUACACACCCGCAGCGCAUAGUGAGUGUACAGGUGUCAUCCACCCAACCAAACACGCGAACGUCCAGGUGCGGUGCGGUGCAUUGACCUACUUGACUUCGGCUUCCUCGGCAUUGCACCGGUCGUACAGCCUGCCCACCCCACCCCCACGCAAUGGGUCAUGGUUGCCCGCGUGAAUGGGUGCAGGUGUGUGCAUCUUGCAACACACCUGUACACGAUUUGCAUGGUUUCCUCAGCGAGUGGCGGCAGGUUGUCCUUGAACGGCUCCUCGUCCUGCAGCAGCGAUGCGUGAACCUGAACACACACACACACACACACACACAGAUACACGCGCACACACACAUACGGGCGCGCUGCGUGUGGGUGGAGAGCACCGACGUAUGACGUACGUACGUACGUACCACCAGUUUGCUCGUGGCUGAGACGACUUUCCUGAUCUGCAUGCGGCCGACGAGGCGAAUCACCACCUCGCCCUUGGUGUACAGAGUGGUCGGGUCAACCAGCUGACACAGACAGCCACACAACACACACAUACACACACACAGACAUACAUACAUACAAGAGCCGUCGGUGCGUUCGUUCACUUGUGUGUAGGUGCGUACCUCUGCGAGCGCCCCGACGGGCAUGACUCUGAUAGGCCGGUUCUCGACGUUCUUCUCGACAAAGCCCAGGGGCACGAUGUGCACCUUGUCAUUCGACCCCCUGUUGGCUCGCAUGGCGUCCCUGUUGGCCAAUCAAUCGGCGAGUCGAGUCGCCACACACGUAAAAACAUACACAUCGACGCAUACGCAUCAUUGUAGUUUGUUGGUGUGCGGUGCGCACCUGAAUUUGUCGACGUCCUGCCUGUCGAGCUCCAGGAUGGUGCGCUGCCCGGGAACCUGACAGACAGACAGACAAGAGCACACACACAGACAUACGGACUAUACUUUGCCUGUCUGCCUGGCUGUGUCAGCUCGUGUGCGUGCCUACGAUGGGUGUGUCAGGCUCCAUGAGCAAAGUGACAAUCUCCAAGUCACGGGAAGUGCCCUCCUGCACAAAGAAGACCAACACAGAACAGAAACGAUCAUGGACGGACGUACACUCCCAUACCCUCACGAUCUUACCUCCUUCCAUGUGUCGAGCCACUCCUGUGUAGCAGUAACGAGAUUCUUCGGUGGCGCGGGCGGUGCAGGCCGGUCGGCGGGAGGAACCCACAGCUCACUGCCGGACGGAACACUCACCAUAGACGGCCGCAUCCGCAUCCGCCGAAGUCGUCGCUCAGACGGCAUCCUCGUUGAUGAAGGCGGGACGAAGGCACAGCCGAUGUGCAUGUAGAGAGAGAUGAGGAGCAACAGAUGGAUGGACGGAAAGCGGUCAGCGGCGAGCGUUGUGUGUCGUCGUUGAUGUGGCCGUCUCCUUUGCCUCCUGCUAAGUGCAUCUCCAUCUUGCCGAGGGUCAUCGCCUGCCGAGCUGACGUUGUGAGGUGCUGAUCUUCGAAAGUGACUGAUGCCAUGCACGAGUGCCUCCAUAACGACGUCGCUUGUGGCCCUGAAGAUGGCAGAUCUCUCCCUUUUGAGCUUAGCUCGCAAUGGCG
Molecule: messenger RNA, 4582 nt
Organism: Vitrella brassicaformis
Lineage: Eukaryota; Vitrellaceae
Source: the annotation of a GenBank genome assembly